Molecule: messenger RNA, 1875 nt
Organism: Priapulus caudatus
Lineage: Eukaryota; Metazoa; Priapulida; Priapulimorpha; Priapulimorphida; Priapulidae
Product: signal recognition particle 54 kDa protein
Exons: 15
Coding region: 62-1585 (507 amino acids)
Biological process (GO): SRP-dependent cotranslational protein targeting to membrane; SRP-dependent cotranslational protein targeting to membrane, translocation
Cellular component (GO): signal recognition particle, endoplasmic reticulum targeting; cytosol
Molecular function (GO): endoplasmic reticulum signal sequence receptor activity; GTPase activity; GTP binding
Source: RefSeq, a predicted model, not a curated record
AUGCUGAUUGCUUCUGUAGCUAAUAAGAUAAAUUGUGAAGUUAUAAAUAGCAAAUAUCAACAUGGUGCUCGCUGAUUUGGGACGUAAGAUCACGACAGCCUUGAGAUCUCUCAGCAAUGCGACUGUCAUCAAUGAAGAGGUGCUUAACUCUAUGUUAAAGGAGAUAUGCAAGGCCCUCCUGGAAGCUGAUGUCAAUAUCAGGCUAGUUAAGAAGUUAAGGGAAAAUGUGAGGUCUGUAAUAGAUUUUGACGAUAUGGCAGCUGGUCUGAACAAGCGCAAAAUGAUUCAGUCGGCUGUCUAUAAAGAACUUGUGAAGUUGGUAGACCCAGGGGUGAAGGCCUGGCAACCACACAAAGGUCGUCCAAAUGUCAUCAUGUUUGUAGGUCUACAGGGCAGUGGAAAGACAACAACAUGCACAAAGCUGGCAUACCACUACCAAAAGAAGGGCUGGAAGGUGUGUUUGAUCUGUGCGGAUACCUUUCGUGCCGGUGCGUUCGACCAGCUCAAACAAAAUGCCACCAAAGCUAGGAUACCUUUCUAUGGCAGUUACACAGAAAUGGAUCCUGUAGUAAUUGCUCAGGAGGGCGUUGAUAAAUUCAAGCAGGAGAAUUUUGAGAUCGUAAUUGUGGACACUAGUGGUCGCCACAAACAAGAGGAGUCUCUUUUUGAAGAGAUGUUGCAAGUUUCAAAUGUUACCAAACCAGACAACAUAGUUUACGUGAUGGAUGCUUCAAUAGGACAGGCCUGUGAAGCACAGGCUAGAGCUUUCAAAGAAAAAGUCGACGUUGCUUCUGUGAUUGUGACAAAGUUGGAUGGUCAUGCAAAAGGUGGAGGAGCGCUUAGUGCAGUUGCAGCCACCAAAAGUCCAAUUAUCUUUAUUGGCACUGGGGAGCAUAUAGAUGACUUUGAGCAGUUUAAAGUUCAACCAUUCGUCAGCAAACUACUCGGCAUGGGUGACAUAGAAGGGCUGAUAGACAAAGUCAAUGAUCUGAAGUUGGAAGAUAAUGAGGAGCUCAUAGGGAAGUUAAAACAAGGUGUAUUCACUCUCAGAGACAUGUAUGAACAGUUCCAGAACAUCAUGAAGAUGGGACCUUUCAGCCAAAUUAUGGGCAUGAUCCCAGGUUUUGGAAGUGAUUUUAUGAGCAAGGGAAAUGAACAAGAAUCUAUGGCUCGUCUAAAGAAACUCAUGACGAUAAUGGACAGCAUGAAUGACCAAGAGCUCGACAGCAAGGAAGGUGCAAAGCUGUUCAGUCGGUGUCCCGGCCGCGUGAACCGCGUCGCGCGAGGGGCUGGGGUCUCCGCACGCGACGUGCAGGAGCUCAUAAGCCAGUACACGAAAUUCGCCGCCAUGGUGAAGAAGAUGGGUGGCAUCAAAGGACUCUUCAAGGGUGGCGAUCUGUCGAAGAAUGUAAAUCCAGCCCAAAUGGCAAAACUCAACCAACAAAUGGCAAAAAUGAUGGAUCCACGAAUCUUGCAGCAAAUGGGGGGCAUGGGAGGCUUACAGAGCAUGAUGCGACAGCUGCAAGGUGCUGGGGGAGGUCUUGGAAAUUUAAUGGGUGGGGGACCAGGUGGUGGUAACAAAUGAUCCAAACAUAACAUCCAGAUUGUGUAGGUUUUAACACUUGUACAGUAAAUAAUCACAGUCUGUAUAAAUGCUUUAUGUUGUAUGUUGUGAUCAUGGGAAGGAACCGACUGUAUCAUAUUAAUUUUGUUACUGUGCUUUGGUUUCAUGUAUACCACGAAUAGCCAGAUAUAUUGCAUGAAUGCGUGAAUGGGUAUUAGAAUAUAUUAUAUGUUCUGCGGUUCAUAUCUUGUAGUUUAAAAUUCUGAUUAUGGGUUUAGUUGGCAAAUUAAAGUUGUACAAAUGUCAAACAA